CCAGGAGACACGCACUAGAGAGACAGAGAAGGAGGCACACACACACUGGCCACCACCACAGCAUCAUCAGAGCAAACACAGCAUCACACUCUCUGGACUGGCACCUUACUCUCAGAAUGGCAGAAGGCACUGUGACGGUGGCCGAGGUGGAGAUGGCGUUCCAGAAGUUUGCCGUCCACGGAGACACGAAGGCAACGGGCAAGGAGAUGAACGGGAAGAACUUUGUGAAGAUCUGCAAAGACUGCAAGGUCAUCGAUGGGAAGAAUGUCACUAGCACCGACGUGGACAUCGUCUUCAGCAAAGUGAAAGCGAAGACUGCUCGUGUGAUCACAUUUGAGCAGUUCAAGCAGGCGAUGACGGAGUUGGCUCCCAAGCGCUUUAAGGGGAAGGGCCAGGAGGAGGCUCUACAGCUCAUCUAUGGCCUCAUGGCAGGCAAAGAACCCGCCAACAUAGGAGUGACGAAAGUAGCGAAAGCGGCGGCCGUGGACCGACUGACAGACACCGCGAAGUUCACGGGCUCCCACAAAGAGCGCUUCGACGAGUCCGGCAAGGGGAAGGGCAAGGUGGGCCGAGAGGACAUCCCCGACUCCAGUGGCUACGUUGGGGCCUACAAGGGCCAGGGCAGCUACGACGACAAGGUCAAACAGGACGAAUGAAGGGCAAGAAGAGAGAGAACAGAGAAGCGGGAGAGGGAAGGAUAGAGAGGAGGAGAGCAGAGAGAUGUGAAGAGAGGAGAGGAGUGAAAAAGCAAUGUUGUAAUAGAAAAGUUUUAGAUGAGAUACUGUAUACUGUAUGUGCAUUUGAGCAAAUGUUACAUUGAUAUACUCUAUAUGUGUAUAUACUGUAGCUAUGAAGAAGGCUCUGUCUGAUGUAUUCCCCACUGAUGCAAACACAACCAGCACUAACAACUAACCACACUAACCUCACGCCCCAAACCCCUCCAUCUCUCUAUCUCUCUGCCUGUCUCUUAACAACACUGGAGCUUUUGUGAUGCCGGAGAGUCUCUCCGUGGCACUUCAGACGCUUGUAUUAAAAGACCCCGCGGUUGUACUGUAUGUGUCCCGGUGCCUUAGCUACCACUUGCAAUUGCUACAAAAUGCCUUAUUCUCCAAAUAGAACCCCUUAGCUGUCCCCCCGCAACUAUCACUGCCUCCUAAUAGGUGCAUGUAUGUGUGACUGUGUGACUGGUGCAAUGAGAUACACAUAAUGAAUGUAGUCAUAUUUAAUAAUAAAAUGAGAAAAGGUCAGAAAAGGUCAAGCAGAUGGUGAACAGGACGAGGACUGUGCUUUGAGAGGAAGAUGAAGUGAGAGUUCAAGAGGGAGGACGAAGAGGCAGAUGGCACUUCUUCUCCUCCCUCCCUCUCUCUCCCUGCUCCUUUUCUCUCUCUCUCCCUCCCUCCCUCCCUCCAUCUCUCGGAUGUGAAAGUGAUUGUUCUUUUCGCCUGAGUGUGUGAGGGCACUCUGUCUUGUGUAGGAGUGUCAGGUACUGCCAUCUCUCACAGAAAUCUGUGGAAAGAAAGAAAUGUCUCAAAUAAAGUGAUUGCAGAAAAAUA
Sardina pilchardus (European sardine) is the source of this 1553-nucleotide messenger RNA. It is a transcript of the gene tppp2, whose product is annotated as tubulin polymerization-promoting protein family member 2. Gene Ontology annotation, cellular component: microtubule. Gene Ontology annotation, molecular function: tubulin binding. Gene Ontology annotation, biological process: microtubule bundle formation; microtubule polymerization; positive regulation of protein polymerization. The record is from RefSeq and is a predicted model, not a curated record. NCBI's taxonomy places the organism in Eukaryota, Metazoa, Chordata, Actinopteri, Clupeiformes, Clupeidae. The coding region runs from base 117 to 656 and encodes 179 amino acids. The transcript has 4 exons.